AUGGCUAUGACUAUACCGGCGUUAGUUUACGACAACUUGAAAGAAGGGGAAGGUGUGAAUGAAGGGGUGGAAGCACAGCGCUUUCCACAAAGGGAAAUAGAUGAAUUGGGCAUACAUAGAUCAGGGAAAGGCCAUGACGGCGCGGAUGACCGGAAUAAAGCAUGGUGUUGCUUUUGCUCAAGACAAAAAAGCGUGAACGAAGAAAGGGAACGUAAAAACUUGCUUGCGAAUAGUCGAAGUCAUGAGGAAAGUGUUAUAGAUAUUAGCAACAGUGGGAACUCUUCAGCUUCCAAAUCUUCCUCGAGUCAAACGGUCACCGGAAGCCGUGCGGAAUGGACAUGUGGGAGUGUGUUUUUGUUAAUACUAGUAAGCGCCCUUAUCGGAUGUCUGCUGUCGUGUGCUGUCAUCAUCCCAGUUUUUUACAUGAGCAGACCGUCCACUUUCGGGCUUCUCGCAGUUCCGUCGGUCAAUGAAAUGAAAACUUCCCAGGAGCACUGGCAUGAACGCUAUACGGACAAUGAAGAUCAUAGCAAACCAGUUGGAAGAUUUGUCCUAGAUCAGAACUCUUUGAUGGAAUAUGGUUUGUUACGAUGGAAGGAGUCGGAGCAGACAGCAGGCUCCCGCGUGCAUUCGAGCAGGAACGAGUCCUGUGUGGUUGUGCCGGAAGCCGGGCUAUACAGGGUCUACUCACAGAUUACUUUCACCUUCGACGGGCGAACAACCCGGUCCGAGGUGGCACACAGCGUCCUCGUGCGGAAGGGCGAAGACGAGAAUAUGGUGCAGAAGAAGUUGAUCAGCGUCCCAUUCAGAGACCCCGCGCUUCCGGAGCGACAGCAAAUCAUGGAGCCCAGCAAUCUCAUAACGUCCGCGAAAGUCGCGGUCAGCGACCGCAUAUGUAUAGAGGUCAGCCCAGUGGAUCUUGUGUACAAAUCACAGGUAGACAACGUACUUAUGGUGGUGAAGGAAGAGUGAACUGAACGUUAAGUCGGCUCCAAACCGAUGGAACACAUUUUGUCAACACAUAAUAGGAACAAGCGAGCAGCGGCAAGUGUAGUUUCCGAGAAAAGGAUAACGAGAUUAGAUAUCAGACUCUCAAAGGUGACACGGCUACGUGACACCUACGCAUAAAGGAUAGACAAAACGCAACGAAAAAUAAAAUCAGCGCGUGAACUGCUAAGCUUGGCGACGUUAAGCAACAUUAUCAAAUAUCUCACGGCACCAACUCGGAGGCGUUCCUUCACCAUUAUUUAAUAUCAUCGGCAUGGCUACCUCUGAAAGUGGCAAACACUACGAUUUUGAUGUAAAAAUAGACUGAGAAAUCGCAACUCAAUAUACAUGUUACCUAUUAAAGACAAACAUAUUUUUAUGGACAAAUACACGUUCCUCAAAGUUCUGCUGUUUUUAAAACAAAAAUGCUCAUUUGAAAUAUUAGUAUUAUUGUGUUUUUUUUAAAUUAACGCGCUUUCAUAAAAUGAAUUGCAUUUAUUUAAAACAAGCAUACAGAAAACUGUCACCAUUGUCAAACAUGAACUGUAAUUGUCUCAUCGUCCUGAGACGGUAUUCAUAAAACUGCUUAAGACAUUUCUUAUGCUAAGUAAGUUGCCUAAUAUUAAUAUCUCAUUCCUUAUACGAAAUAAUACUUUAAAAAAUCCUAAAUACAUUAUUUGCAGUGUCCUUAUUGAAAAAAUUCAAUAUACUUUAAUGUUAAAAACACUUCUACAUUAAUUUAAUUUGACUACAUGUACGAGGUUAUGUCCGCUGAUCGACAACGAACAAUGGACGAACGUCGCUGUACGCUUGUGAUUUUACUGUGCAAUCUUAUUUGAGGGUUUUUGUGAAAAUUUAUGGCACUUUGGGAAAUGCUUGUCUUUGCAAAGUUAUGGUACAUGAUCACAUGUUUGUUUUAACAGAGUUAUGGUACUGAAAGACAUGCUUCUUUAAAUAAGGAUAAGGCGAUGUUGAAAACGAUUGACGCUGUAUGAAUUGAUUGUUUUAACAUUAAUAUACGUUGUCAUUGUUUACUACUUAUUUAUGUAUGAUAUAAAAUUUUGUUGGCUCAAUAAAC
Mya arenaria is the source of this 2065-nucleotide messenger RNA. Its product is annotated as tumor necrosis factor-like. The transcript has 4 exons. Gene Ontology annotation, biological process: immune response. Bases 1 to 972 code for a protein of 323 amino acids. NCBI's taxonomy places the organism in Eukaryota, Metazoa, Mollusca, Bivalvia, Myida, Myidae. The record is from RefSeq and is a predicted model, not a curated record. Gene Ontology annotation, molecular function: tumor necrosis factor receptor binding. Gene Ontology annotation, cellular component: membrane.